This is a messenger RNA of Tigriopus californicus, 2597 nucleotides long. Its product is annotated as tektin-3-like. The transcript is spliced from 8 exons. Gene Ontology annotation, cellular component: microtubule cytoskeleton; nucleus. Lineage: Eukaryota; Metazoa; Arthropoda; Copepoda; Harpacticoida; Harpacticidae. Gene Ontology annotation, biological process: cilium assembly; cilium movement involved in cell motility. The record is from RefSeq and is a predicted model, not a curated record. The coding region runs from base 125 to 1972 and encodes 615 amino acids.
CGAAGUCAGUUCAUGACGAUCUUUUCCAUUGAGAAGUGUAUCGAGUUGGUGCGGUAGAUUGGCUGGAUUAAAGACACAUGCAGAUCGACUUGUGAUACCCGGUGUCGCCAUGAAAAAUUGAAGUAUGGGAGUGAAGACCCAGUUCCAAUCCACUUAUCAACAUGAUUUCUCGAAUGCCAGCAAGGGCUAUCGAGGCCGUGCUCUUUCGGCAUCAAUGCUGCAGAAGCCUUCGGGGGGUAUCAUAACUCCAUUCGUGGGCAGGCCCAUUACCAGGGCCGGACCCGAGUACCGCGGCGUAACGGUCGAUGGUCGGCCGAUAGGGGUGGCACCCCCGUCCUUGCCCAAAACGAGUUACAACACCAACUUUGCUCCCCAAACCUACGAUUACAAGAACGCCAACCACUUCCGAGGCAUUCCCGAGACCUUAAAGUUCCCAACUUACGGCGGAGCUCAAUCGCGAACCUUGGCACGAUCCAAACGCGGAGCCGAAGAGUUGGUCGGGGUUACCAUUGACGGCAGAGAGAUCCGAAACGGCGGAGCACAGAACUCUUACCCGGGCGGCUACAAAAGCUCGAGUAUGCACGUGAACGGUACCUCCAUGGGGGCCCAUUCCAGGCCCAUUGCCUGGAAUGCGGGCGGUUCUACUAAACCGCCCAUGGUGGAUAACUACUUGGAUAGCUAUGGAUUGAACGCCGGCUUGGGAAACGCCUCCUACACGAAGUUUCCCAGUGUUGUGGAGACAAAACCUCUGCAGGCGGCCAGGAUGGCCAAUUACACUCGGUUCUCGCCCUCGGAUUGGUCCAGCUCGAACAUGUCGCAUUUCAACAGUGCAGACAACGCACGAAACAAUUCCGAGCGCGUUCGCAGUGAGGCCAUUCGCUUGAUGCGCGAUCGCGAGGACCGCACCGUGUUGACGCAACGCGAUGCGGAUCGCCGGAUUGGCGAGCGACUCCACGACGUCUCGUUUUGGCGAUCCGAGCUCCAAUCUGAAUUGGAACGAAACAUGAACGAGACUCAUCACUUGAUGGAGACCAGGAAGAACUUGGAGCGAGCCUUGGCCGAAACCGAGGGCCCCCUGAGGAUCACCUCAGAAUGUAUCUAUCAUCGUGAGGGUAGGAAAGGCAUUGACUUGGUCAACGAUAUCCCGGAGAACUCCUUAAUGAGAGAGGUGGACACGAUUAAGGGAUCCCAAGACAAGAUGAGAAAGACAUUAGAGCAGGUCAAUUACCAACUCGGCCUCAAUAGAAACGCCAGGCACCAAUUGGAACGAGAUUUGGCCAAUAAAGACCAGGCUAUCAACAUUGAUCACACCUGCCAUCAGCUCCAGAAUACAUCUCGGGCCAUUAAUAUGCACGGUGGGAUUGAGAAGAUGGACCCGAAUGUGAGCAUUCCGGACACAUGGGCCGAGAACUCGAAUCACAACAUACAAGAGUCCCAGGCCUCGCGCUCCACAUCUCAACGUUUGAGGAGUGACGUUGACAACCUCAUAACUCAAUGCGCCAAUGACAUGUGGAGUUCGUGGACCAAUUCGAACACCUCACUCCAGCAACGAAUCACCGAGUCCACAGAUGCCCAUAACAAGCUUCAAUCCCACCUGUCCAAGACCAUGCAGGAGAUUUAUGAUCAAGAAAAGCAUAUACAAGCAUUGAAGAAAGCGAUCCGAGAUAAGGAGGCCCCCUUGAAGGUCUCUCAAACUCGAUUGGAAGCUCGAACCCAUCGACCUGACGUGGAGCUCUGUCGGGAUCCCGUUCAUCAUCGUUUGGUCGAGGAGGUGGGACAAAUCCAAGAGUCGAUUGAUCUCUUGAACCGAAAAUUGAACGAGGCCGAGUCCGCUCAUCAGGAUCUCCUGGUGAAUAAGGCUCGAUUGGAACACGACCUCAAAAUCAAAUCGAAUUCCCUCUUUAUUGACCGAGAAAAGUGUCUGUCGUCUCGCAAGAGCUUCCCAGUCAUUUCUCUGGCCACGAAGCUUUAGAAGUCAAUCAUCAUCUAAACCAUUCACUUACACUCUCAAUCGAAGGGACAAUACUAGUCACUAGCAACACACACCAACUUUGGAACGACUUCUCCGUAGAUCUAACUCUUCUCUCGUCACUCUUUGAACGCACUCUCAGCACCUCCGAUCGCGUAUUAUUGCCUACUAUUGUUCACACACACACACACAAAACAUAUGUAGUGUGUAAUAUACGUAGUGGAAUUUAUGGCUCUCGAUCGAUUGCAAAACCUCGACACAAAAUGAUCUUUUUUUUUGGUUUGAUCCCGCUCUUUCUUUCAUUGGAAUCAUCUCCUUUCCUCGACGAUGUAUUUGUACCGAUACAUCACCUCGAUGGUAAUUCUUAGAACGUUAUUUCUUCACCGAGAGGUGCUCAACACUCACCGCUUCCGGGGAGUCUUGAUGCUAUUGCUAAAAAGGUCGAUAUAAAUCCUGUAUGUACAGUGCAUGUACAUAAUUAGAUAAUGUAUAAGUGCUCCUAGGAUUAAACAGAACUCGCGGAUCCGAGGCCCAUAACAAUGCAUUGUAAAACAAUAUAUCUCUGGCUUUGUAAUUGAGAACGAAUGGCUUGGUGGCAUUGAGUCACACAAUAAACGUUUUGAUUAUA